CCCGCCUCAAUUAUCUGAAUGAUAGAAUAAAACGGUUUGUGCGACCUUAUGUAUGGACCAUUUGGCUGUACGAUAUGGAACUCGUAUUUUUGAUCGCUACCGUUACCUCAGUGUCCGUGUCCUUCGUUGAUGGAUUUGGAUAUCAGGGGAUCCGACCUCCCUCACUGAAACAAUGUUGCUAUACUGACAUAAACAAGGCUCAUUUCAGCUACGACAGGAAUUUCUGUGAAGGACCCAAGAACUGGUGCAAAGUUCAUCCGUGUUGGACGACCUGUGGAUCACAGAUGAGACAAUCACCAAUCAACAUCAACACAAACGAGACCAUUUAUAAAAGAUAUCCAAGGCUAAAGGUCGAAAACGUUCAUAAAAGAGUUAUUGCAACCAUUAGAAACAAUGGUCAUGCACCGUAUUUUGAGGUUCACGAAAAAUUCGAUGACGAGAUAGUUCUACGUAAUGUCCCUGAAAGACCGAGAAGGAAGGAGUAUAAUUUUGCUCAGUUACAUGUUCAACUUGGACGAAACGAAAAAGAAGGAUCUGAACAUUCUAUUGAUAACAAAUUCAAACCGAUGGAGGCUCAAAUGGUAUUUUACGACAAAGACUAUGAAGAUGUUUUGGAAGCUAAAUCAAAGAAAAAUGGAUUGGUGGUGAUAAGUGUAAUGAUAGAGGUAUACGGAAGAUCCAAGGAACAUGAUGACUGUGCGUGUGAUGGAGAAACAUGUACAGUCAGAUAUACAAGGAAGCUGAGUAAACUGAUGGAAAAAUAUUAUGAGAAAGUGCGGCGUUACCCAUUAGUGUCGAUAAACCCCCAUUUCUUGACCUUCAUUAAACUUCCAAGAAAGUGUUGGUACAAUAAAUGUGGUCGAACACCAAGUCCAGAUUUUAUAGAAAAGAAAUGUGAAAAAGAAGAGCCAGAAACAAGGCCAUUUUUUGUUUUUGAAGGUAUCACCCCUCUAGAUGUCAUACCGUAUGACACAAAUCGAUUCUACACGUAUGCAGGAUCUCUCACUUCUCCUCCAUGUUAUGAAACUGUACAGUGGGUUGUUUUUAAAUGCCCAAUUAAAGUGUCUAGCAAGGCUUUUAGAAUGUUACAGUUGGUACAAGAUUCACAUUUAGAUCCUCUUGAAAAACUUGGUGUAAGAAGGCCUUUACAGACAAAUAAGAACGUAAUUGUAUACCGUAAUCAUUUGAAAUGAUAAUGAUUGUAAUUAAAACAUGAAAUUAAGACAAAGAGGAAAUUGAUCUCGCCAUAUUUGAUAUAUGUGAAAGAUAAACUUAGGAAUGUACUGAGUACCCAACAGAUUCAUUUAUCAUAAACUCAUCAUAUAUGAUAUUGAUAUAUUUUAAUCGUUUAAUAUUACGUUUAACAUUUUUAUCAAACAUGUUAAAAGUAACCUUAGAAAUGUACUGAGAACCCAACAGAUUCGUUUGUCACAAACUCAUCAUAGAUAAUAUGGUUAUCUUUUAAUCGUUUUAUUUUUCUGGCCUUAGAUUGAGAUAAACAACAGUGUCACUAUGUAAUCGAAUCGAAUACAUUUGUUAUUUUUAACAAAUCAAACCUCUUCUAUCACAAAAAAAAAAUUAGUAAUAGUUUAUGAAAGUAUAAACUACAUGUCAAGACGUCAAGGAGGCGGAAUAUACUUUUUACACUAAACGGAUGUUCCAAAAUCAUAGGUCGAAGUAACAUCGACAAUAUUAUAGCGAAAAAUUAGAUACGACGAAGAGACAAAUAACUGUCUGAAAAACACUUAUUUGUCUCUUCGUCGUAUAAAUUUUUUGCUACAGAUAACCUAACCAAAUAACCAGGGUAGUCUCGUGGGCUUCUGGAGAUUAGGCGGAUCCUGCUGAACAUUUGAUUCCAUAAGCAAUUUAUAACUUCAUGAACCAUGUGGUAUGUGUUGUAAAAUUUAGUGUCACGAAAUAAAAUCUUACAAUACA
This is a messenger RNA of Mytilus californianus (California mussel), 1935 nucleotides long. Its product is annotated as nacrein-like protein. Bases 75 to 1193 code for a protein of 372 amino acids. NCBI's taxonomy places the organism in Eukaryota, Metazoa, Mollusca, Bivalvia, Mytilida, Mytilidae. The transcript has 9 exons. The record is from RefSeq and is a predicted model, not a curated record. Gene Ontology annotation, molecular function: carbonate dehydratase activity; zinc ion binding.